Pelecanus crispus (Dalmatian pelican) is the source of this 912-nucleotide messenger RNA. It is a transcript of the gene WNT8A, whose product is annotated as Wnt family member 8A. Lineage: Eukaryota; Metazoa; Chordata; Aves; Pelecaniformes; Pelecanidae. Gene Ontology annotation, biological process: cell fate commitment; canonical Wnt signaling pathway; multicellular organism development. The record is from RefSeq and is a predicted model, not a curated record. Gene Ontology annotation, molecular function: frizzled binding; cytokine activity. Gene Ontology annotation, cellular component: extracellular region.
AUGAAGAGAAGCACCUUCCUCAUCCUCUCCAUCGCCGGGGUCUAUGGCGCCGUUCUCCGCACAGCAGCAUGGUCUGUGAAUAACUUUCUGAUGACAGGACCUAAGGCUUACCUGACGUACUCCAGCAGCGUGGCGGCCGGGGCGCACAGCGGGAUGGAGGAGUGCAAGUUCCAGUUCGGGUGGGAGCGCUGGAACUGCCCCGAGAGCGCCCUGCAGCUCUCCACCCACAACCGGCUCCGCAGCGCUACCCGGGAAACGUCCUUUGUACACGCCAUCAGCUCGGCCGGCGUCAUGUACACCCUCACCAGGAACUGCAGCAUGGGAGACUUCGAGAGCUGCGGCUGCGACGACUCCAGGAACGGCCGCGUCGGUGGCCGAGGCUGGGUCUGGGGAGGAUGCAGCGACAACGUGGAGUUCGGGGAGAGGAUUUCCAAGCUCUUUGUGGAUGCUUUGGAAACAGGACACGAUACCCGCGCGCUGAUUAACCUGCACAACAAUGAAGUCGGGAGACUUGCUGUGAAAGCCACGAUGAAGCGAGCCUGCAAGUGCCACGGGGUGUCCGGCAGCUGCAGCAUCCAGACCUGCUGGCUCCAGCUCGCCGAAUUUCGCGAGAUCGGGAACUACCUGAAGAUAAAAUACGACCAAGCCCAUAAGCUGGAGAUGGACAAGAGGCGGAUGAGAGCCGGCAACAGCGCCGACAGCCGCGGGGCCACGGCGGAGACCUUCCACCACGUCCACGCCACGGAGCUCGUCUUCCUGGAGGACUCUCCCGACUACUGCACGAGGAACGCCAGCCUGGGCCACCACGGCACCGAGGGCCGCGAGUGCCUGCAGACCGGCAAGAACCUCUCACAGUGGGAGAAGAGGAGCUGCCGGCGGCUCUGCACCGAGUGCGGGCUCCGCGUGGAGGAG